GCUAUAUCAAGACACAAGUAGACACUAUGAUGAUGUGCGUGCAACGUGUCCUUCAGGUGGUUGCAUGGCUGUUCGUCAUUGUGGCCAUGGCCGGCGGGGCGUAUGUGGUCGUGCCAUCACAGCGCAACCAGGACUUUGCAUGCUGUGGUGGGUGCUCAUCUGGCGUCAGGGCCGACGCGGCGCUGUUGCCUCUGGGGUCGCGCAUCGUGCUGUGGGACGCCACAGUCAAAGUAGCGCCAGCAGACCAGUGCCAGAUCACGUUUCCAUUUGAACCGACCAACGGCGAACUGCCUGGGUCAAGACGAGUUCGCAGUGGGAAACUAGUGGGCUCGACGUUCCCUCUCGACCACGACGCCGACGCCUUGUGUUGUUUGAACAACGGUCGGUGCUCUUUGUCCGAAGAUGACGCCAGUGGAAGAUGUGACUGCGUCGUGCAAUACGGGUUCCAAGGGGCUUUCUGCGAACUCAGUGUAUACGACGUUGCAGCCACAAACAAUUCGCUUCUGUAUCCGCCCACUUUCGAACCGCCGCCGUUUACUAUUCCGCUGCCAGACGUCCGGCACGCGCUCGAGUUAUUUCCCAUCGCCCAGCCUCUGCUCAAAUCUCUAUUGGUUUCCACCGCUGCAACUACAGACGGAUCAACUGGUUCAGAGGACCCAAGCCUAGCCCAAUACCGAGAGCGCGCAUUUCUCCCUGCGGCGCUGGGGGUCGCAGCUGCCAUGGGCCUCGCCUGUGUGUUUCUGCUGGUGCUUUUAGUCAAGUGCUGUCUCACCAGUCGCGUCUAUUCGAUGUGCGAAAAGAUCGUCACGAUGCUGCUUAUGCUGGCCUUUGCAUUGCUUUCAGCGGCAAGUCUCGGUGUCGGCGGCAAUCAGUGGCUGCAAUUACACCACCAAUCCACCAGCCUCACGACCCUUGUCGACGUGGCCCUGCCGUCUGCCUUGGACCAUUUUUACACUACAAUGUCUGCUCCGCUUUUGGCAGCGUUGCAAGGCAACAAUGGCAGCAUACCCAUCCCAAUGUUUCAGCUAAAAACCGCAGCUCUCAUGCAACAAUACGCCCGACUCAAUCAAACAGACAUGCCGGGGCUAUUUCUACAAGCACUGGAUCCACUGAAAACCGUGGGUGCGCUAUUCCCCACAGCCACAGGGUGCGAGAAUGUAGUGAUUUUGCGCAGUUCCAUCAGUGUCAUGACUGUCGGGGCGGCCACGGGGUGCUUCCAGUGCCCGAAAUGUGCAGCUAUAGUAGCCAAUGUUCAACAAAUUAAGCUGGACUGGUUUCGAGGCGUCCAAGCCAUCCACUUCAUCUUGUACCAAAGCCACGAGAAUCUGGUGGAAUUUUCCACUGUGCCGCUGGAACCAACGCUCCAGUCGUUUCAACGCUCUCUGAACCACACGAAAUCGACGGUGGGGCUGCACGUCCAACGGCUCAGCGGCAUGUUGGCAUCCUUGACAACGUCGUUCGCUCAAUUGCUGGAUUACGGACUGUAUUUGUGGUGGCCAGCGUCCUUUCUAACGAUUUCGACGUCGAUUGUCGCUGCAAUUGUGGGCUUGAAAUAUAAAUCUGGAAUCAUCGGGAAAGGAGCGAGUUGGCUCGCCCAGCUUUCUACGCUUUUGGGCUUUGGGCUAACGGGGGUCACGUGGUCUUUGGCGUAUUGCGCUCGCGAUGGCAUUGAGCUUUUGCAAUCUUUUGACAUGAACGCUACAGUGCUCAUCCCCGAUGCCACCCCAGCCAUCGAUGUAUGGAACCUGUUGCACGACCAGUCCCUUGUGGCAAAUCACUCACUGAGCCAAGUACGUGAUACAAUCAACGGGGUUUCGGGAUUCUGGUGUUUCGGGGUCCUGCUGUUUUGAGGUUUUGGCGUUUCGGGGUAACAGCCAGUUCUUUUUCUAGCUGCUGUUGUUUGCAGACGUGGUCAAGGUCCCGCCUCUGGCGACACCUGACGACUCUUUCAACACCCCACAGCGGUAUGAUUUUCCAGCGCUGUUCCAAUUUCAGGGGCUGAUGGACCUGCAAGCGCACUUCGAUGCGGCCAAUCCGACGGUGCUGGAGUCGCUGUUUUCAUGGGACGAAAGCAUCGUGACCGUCAACGCCAACCUGUUAACUACAUUAGUUGAGGGAAAUCACACCACGCCGUCUCCGUACGCUGCCACGUCAUUCAAUUUCACAACCAACCAGUCCACAGUUGUCAACAUGUUCAAUUCGACCUGGCCCACGCUCACACCCGUGGCCAGUGCCGCCCAAAACCAACGCAUUGCAGCGCAGUGGCUCGUGUGCGCGACCUUUGAAGCCCGGAGGAGAGAGCUGCUUCUGUACAUCACCGACGUAAAUCAUCGCAUUGCUGGUACGCGGCCAGUGCUGGACGCCAUUCAGACCAACUCGUCGCUCUUGGAGGCGUUGGAGUACCAACUAAAGGCCGAUAUGGAGUUCUUCACGACUCAAAUGCAGGCAUUCAAGCUGGCAGACUGUGGGUUCCGAGGCAACUGCGUAUGGGCGCGAACAGUGUGGAACGAUGUGGUGUCGGAGUUGUUAACCUUGGGCAAUACUGCGGACUUGACGACGGCAUGCUUCGGCGUGGCGGCGCUGGCGCAAUUGCUCUGUGCUUUAUUCGCGUCCUGCUUUGCCACUCGAAUUCAAAAGCCCCAAAUCAAGAUCUAUGUGUUUACCACCGACGACGAUAAAGCAACCAAGACAAAAUCGGGUAGUUAGUUAGUCGUGAAACAAUCGUAGUUAAGUCAUUAACUGACAUCGAACUGCCAUCAAAGCAAAA
Molecule: messenger RNA, 2767 nt
Organism: Aphanomyces astaci
Lineage: Eukaryota; Oomycota; Saprolegniomycetes; Saprolegniales; Verrucalvaceae
Exons: 14
Coding region: 27-1850 (607 amino acids)
Source: RefSeq, a predicted model, not a curated record